This is a messenger RNA of Eurypyga helias (sunbittern), 429 nucleotides long. It is a transcript of the gene QNG1, whose product is annotated as chromosome unknown open reading frame, human C9orf64. The annotation marks the transcript as partial. The record is from RefSeq and is a predicted model, not a curated record. NCBI's taxonomy places the organism in Eukaryota, Metazoa, Chordata, Aves, Eurypygiformes, Eurypygidae. The transcript is spliced from 2 exons.
AAAAGAAAGGUGUCUUUCUACAAGCGGGCACAAAUACUUGUGGCUGAUACAUGGAGUGUAUUGGAAGGCAAAGGAGAUGGUUCUUUUGAUGACAUUUCCAGUCUGACUAUAUUUGCUGACUACAGAAUUCCUCAAGUUCUUGUGUAUUUAAAAGCAAUGAAGUAUUCUGAAGAACUAAUGAGGAAACUGCGUGAAGGAACAAUUUUCCAGUCUGGAGAUAAAGAGGAGGUGGAGAUCCGCGGCUGUUCGAUCUGGUGCUGCGCGCUGAUUUGUAAGCACCUUCUGGAGCUCUAUGAGAAGAAGGGUCGGGACAUGCACCAGAAGAUCAACGCGGUUUUGCUCGAUUACCACCUUUGGGACUAUGCUAGGGAUCAUAGGGAAGAGAUGAAAGAUGUUCCGUUUCACCGAGUACGCUGUAUAUAUUACUAA